Messenger RNA from Westerdykella ornata, 1515 nucleotides. Its product is annotated as NOT2 family protein. NCBI's taxonomy places the organism in Eukaryota, Fungi, Ascomycota, Dothideomycetes, Pleosporales, Sporormiaceae. Bases 1 to 1515 code for a protein of 504 amino acids. The transcript has 5 exons. The record is from RefSeq and is a predicted model, not a curated record. Gene Ontology annotation, biological process: nuclear-transcribed mRNA poly(A) tail shortening; regulation of DNA-templated transcription. Gene Ontology annotation, cellular component: P-body; CCR4-NOT core complex.
AUGUUCCAAAGCCAACAAACUGCGGCCGCGCGCGGCGGACCACUUGGUUCAAAUCGAUUGCAAAAUGGCAAGCUCGGAGGUGGAUCGCAAUGGGCCUUUGGACAGUUAGGCGGUGCGCCGGGCCUCUCCAAUGCGCAGUCUCGAACAAACGGCAGCGGAUUGUCAAGCUUCGCCCAGACAAUAAGUAAUUCGCGACAGCAUGCCUCUCUCAACCCAGAGGAAUUCCCUUCGCUAUCCGGUACGCCGCAAGCGCAACACAACACAUCUGCACAGCAAAUGUGGUCCAAUCCGAGUCUCCGCGUACCCCAACAUUCCACGAUACAAAGACCACAAAUACCAACUCCCUCACAGAAUCAACCGGCACCUACGAACAAUCAGCUGGACCAGAUGCAGAGCCACUUGCAUGAGGAUGGACAUCGAGCAGGUCAGGCGCAGUAUCCGACAGGCGGCGAUGACUUCCGGUUCGGAGGUCAGGCAGGCGUGGGACAGCUGUCUGGCGGCGGCCAGCCUCAAACAGGCAAUAUUGAGGAGUUCCCACCCUUAGGAGGCGGGGCAGGAGAAGUAGGGCCCGACCGAAGAACAGGCAUGAUUCAGAAUGCAGCGGCGUACGCAGGCAAUGGGAGCAAUACCUUCCCAGGUCUUGGUCCGACGAGAAACGGUCUAUCGAGUCCCACAGAAGGUCAGCAUGAUCGAACAAUCAACAAUACCUUGGUUGGCAGAAGCGGCCACCCUGGUCCAAGCAAUGACAGACAAGUAGUUUUUUAUUUGCUGAACGUAAUCAAGGGCGACCAGGUAACCGGUCAGACGAUGGGGAACUUGUCAAUGGCCAAUUCGCAAAUACCCAUCAGGGGUGGAAACCCUGGCGGACAAGCACCUCAACCUCACGACCAAAACUUUGCGGCAGGUACUGCCUCUCCCGGUGCCCGCCUACCUCAACACAAGAAGUUGGCAGACAUGUCUGAGUCGGAACGAUAUAGCUUACCCGGUCUACUAGCAAUGAUUCCGCUUGAGAGCCCGGAUCACUCGUCAUUAGCGAUGGGUCAGGAUCUGACAGUGCUCGGUCUAGAUCUCAGCCGGCCGGAGAAUUCGCCAUUGUAUCCAACCUUCGGCUCGCCGUUCGUUGAAGCAAAUGUCAAACCCGUGGUACCGAAGGACUUUCAUCUUCCAGCCGCUUACACGGUUACCAAUGUCCCACCUCUCCAUAUGAAGAUGCAGCAAUUCCACUGGGAAACACUCAUGGCCAUCUUCUAUCAGUACCCUCGGGACAUUCUGCAAGAGAUGGCCGCGAACGAGCUCUACAACCGGGACUGGAGAUGGCACAUGAAGUAUAGACAGUGGAUGAUGAAGGAUCCCGAGCUGCAAGAUCCGGUGCAGAUCUCUCCUCGGGAGGAGCAUGGAUGGUAUCUGUUCUUCGAUGUGACUAACUGGCGACGGGAGAGGAGAGAAUGCGACCUCAACUACGACGACCUGGAUCAGCGGUAUGGUGGUGGUGCACGAGGUGUGCCACACAUGUAA